Messenger RNA from Phlebotomus papatasi, 1592 nucleotides. RefSeq names its product homeobox protein bagpipe (gene bap). Gene Ontology annotation, molecular function: DNA-binding transcription factor activity, RNA polymerase II-specific; RNA polymerase II cis-regulatory region sequence-specific DNA binding. Gene Ontology annotation, cellular component: nucleus. NCBI's taxonomy places the organism in Eukaryota, Metazoa, Arthropoda, Insecta, Diptera, Psychodidae. Gene Ontology annotation, biological process: cell differentiation; regulation of transcription by RNA polymerase II. Bases 272 to 1534 code for a protein of 420 amino acids. The record is from RefSeq and is a predicted model, not a curated record. The transcript is spliced from 3 exons.
GGAACGUUUUCUAAAUAACCCUGUAUAAGAAGAGCACUCCCACGACCCUCAUAAGAAUUUACUCAGCGCGGGUGUUAUUAGGGAUCGGAUUCGGUAGAGUGAGUGCAUACAGUUGAGUCGGUAAGUGCGGGUGGUUAGAGCUCAACUCAGCUCAAAGUGCUGCCAACAGCCAACGAGGUCGGACGUGUUCAGAGUGUAGCCAAGAACAGAAGCUCAAGUGUCUUCGGGAAUAAUUAAAAGUGUUUGUUGAAUAAAAUAUACUUAUAGUGGAAUGAGUUUCCAAUCGGUCGCAACAAAGACAAUGGCUAAUACUCCUUUUUCCAUUAACGAUAUUCUAACGCGAAGCAAUUCUUCAGUGCAAUAUCCUUUAGAUCAAUCCUUCGAUAUAAGUAGUGACGGUGCAGUGAAGUGCUUCAAGUUCCCAUCUUGUGACCGAUCCCUCAGGGUAGCCACAGGACUAAUGAGACGUCAAUCAGAAAGUCCAACUACUGGCAUGAAGACCAGUAGAGGUGGCUUUCCGGCAUCACCAGGAAGUCAUUCUAUCUAUUUCAACAAUAAUAACUGUUCAGCUCCGGUUGUACGUCGAGGAUCAUUGGACUGUUUUCUCGUAGAAAAUGAGAAACGGGAUCAAUUAUCACCCGAUGGAGAGUGCGAGGAAGUAUAUCCCAAUGGAUCCUCAAUGAAGCUCCUCGAUGGUCGGAUGGGUCGAUACAGUGGAAGAAUGGACUCACCUCUAGACAUGAGACGUACAGCUACAGAUUCAGAUGGAGAUUCACCACCUCCUCAGUUCAACCUGGGCCUCCAUCAUAUGGAGGAUAAUCUCACCACGAGCCGCAAAAAGAGAUCGCGAGCUGCCUUCAGUCAUGCUCAGGUAUUUGAACUGGAGAGAAGAUUUGCACAACAGCGCUACCUGUCCGGACCUGAGAGAUCGGAAUUGGCUAAAAGUUUGAGACUCACUGAGACCCAAGUGAAGAUAUGGUUUCAGAAUCGCCGUUACAAAACCAAACGGAAACAGAUACAACAACACGAGGCAGCAGUUCUCAAUGCUACCAAAAGAGUUCCUGUGCAAGUUCUAGUUCGCGAAGACGGUUCAUACGGGCAUAUGCUUGUUGGGAAUGGUCAAUUGGCAGGAACACAGCCGCAUUUUGCGGCAGGACUUGAUCCAGCUUUAGUCAAUAUGUAUCGGCAUCAGAUUCAAAUGGCUUAUGGAAUGCCAAUUCCUGCGGUUCCAUUUCCAUACUUCUAUCCUUCAAAACUGUCAGCUCCAGGAUCAGCAUUGGAGCAACAUAAAUUAUCCAUGAGGCUGUUUGAUAAGCAUCAUGAUCAUAUUUUAAACUACUCAAAACGAGAUGAUGGGCGACAUUCUUCGUCAGUGACACUACCUUCAACUCCGGACGAGUCCACCCAGAGGAAUGAAAAACAACCCUCAAAGAUCUCACCAAAUAAUGAAGAAAUGGAUGUAGAUUCUGACAAGACAAAACAGAAUCAACCAAACGAUGGUUUAGAGGAGAGCGAAAAUGUUGAAAUUGAUUAGAGUUUCGUUGUUAGUGUGUGAAGAUGAUUUUGUUGAGAAUAAAAUUGACGUCACAAAA